Messenger RNA from Pneumocystis jirovecii RU7, 2613 nucleotides. RefSeq lists its product as uncharacterized. The record is from RefSeq and is a predicted model, not a curated record. Gene Ontology annotation, molecular function: calcium-activated cation channel activity. Lineage: Eukaryota; Fungi; Ascomycota; Pneumocystomycetes; Pneumocystales; Pneumocystaceae. The transcript has 5 exons. Gene Ontology annotation, cellular component: plasma membrane. Bases 1 to 2613 code for a protein of 870 amino acids.
AUGAGUGAUAGCGUAAAGAUGCAUAACUCAGAAGGAACGUCAUUACCUGCAUUUCUUGCCUCGCUCUCUGUAAAUAUUUCUAUGUUUACAAUUCAAGUAGUUUCUUUUUUUAUAUUGCGUAACUUUUUACAUCGCGUAUAUCAACCUCGAAGUGUUAUUAAAGUUCUUCCAAAAGACAAAAAAGUCAAGUCUCCACCUAAAUCUCUGCUGAAACUUUUUCAAAAACUUUAUCAAAUUUCUCCUGAAUAUAUUAUUAAAAAGUCUGGUUUAGAUGCUUAUUUUUUUCUUCGGUUUCUUAGAAUGUGCAUUAUUCUUUUCCUUAUUUCUAUAUUGAUAAUUUGGCCAAUCCUGCUUCCCAUAAAUUCCAUAAAUGGAAUUGAUAAAACUUUUCAAGGAAAAUCUCGAGGCUUGGAUAGAUUUAGUUUUGGAAAUGUUAGUCCGAAGCAUACAAAUAGAUACUGGGCUCAUUUAGUGCUUGCGUAUCUUUUUGUUAUUAUAACUUGCUAUUUAAUAUAUUAUGAGUUAAAGCAUUUUAUACAAAUUCGGCAGACAUAUUUAUGUUCUCCUCAACAUCGUAGUACUACUUCUGCUACUACAAUUCUUAUAACAACAGUACCGGAUGAGUAUCUCGAUAUAGAUAAAUUAAAAGAUCUUUUUAGUAUAUAUCCUGGAGGUGUUAAGAAUGUCUGGAUAAACAGAGAUUUUUCUUCAUUAUUAGAGCAAAUUGAAAAAAGAGAUUUUAUUGCACAACAAUUAGAAGAAGCAGAGACAUGUUUAAUACGAACUGCACUGAAAAAUAGUAAGAAAUUAUUUAAUAAAAAGAAAAACUCCAGCACAUUGAAUUCUCAAAGUUGUCAGUCUUUAAACUAUAUAGAAUCUAGCAAAGGAUUGGCAUAUAAGUAUGUAUCAUUUGAAAAACGACCUAAGCACAGACUCCCUUUGUUUUCAUGGUUUAUAUCUCUCCCUCUUAUUGGAAAAAAGGUUGAUACUAUUGAUUGGUGUAUUUCAGAAUUAAAAAAACUUAAUCCAGAAAUUUUAGAACAGCAAAAACAUCCAGAAAGGUUUAAGCGAAUGAAUAGUGUUUUUAUUCAGUUUAAUGAGCAAAUAUCUGCUCAUUUAGCUUGUCAGAAUAUUCUACAUCACAAUGCACUUCAUAUGACACCAAAAUAUCUUCAUAUAUCUCCAAAAGAUAUUAUAUGGGAUAAUUUACAGUUAAAAUGGUGGGACCGUCUUAUUCGAGCAAUAGCAGUUGUAAUAAGUAUAGCUGCUCUUGUUAUUUUUUUUGCAUUUCCUGUAGCUUUUGUAGGAUCUUUAUCAAAUGUAAUAAGUUUAAGUAAAAAAUUUUCAUGGCUUGAAUUUCUUGGAGAUCUCUCUAAGCCAGUAAGUGGACUUAUAACAGGUUUAUUACCAAGUGUGCUUUUAGCUAUUAUAAUGAUAGCUGUACCAAUAAUUAUGAGAUUUGCUGCUGAAUUUAAAGGUCUUCCUACUCAAACUGAUGUUGAAUUAACUGUCCAAAAUAUGUAUUUUUCGUUUCUGGUUGUUCAAGUUUUUCUUGUUGUUACUAUUUCAUCUGGUAUUGCUGCAGUAAUAGCAAGUAUUAUAAAUAAUCCUCAAAACACACCUAAGCUUUUGGCACAAAAUUUGCCAAGAGCAAGUAAUUUUUUUUUUUCUUAUAUCCUUCUUCAAGGUUUAUCAAUUGCAUCGGGAGAAUUAUUACAAGUAAUUACGUUAAUCGUAUUUUAUAUUUUUGGGAAAUUAAUGGAUAAUACACCAAGAAAACUUUGGUCUCGGUUUACUACACUUAGAAUUUUAGGAUGGGGUACAACUUUCCCAAGAUUUACUAAUUUGUCAGUUAUCGCAAUUACAUAUUCUAUUAUUGCACCUUUAAUAAUGAUAUUUGUUGUUAUUGCUUUUAUACUUUUUUACGCUACAUAUCUUUAUAAUUUUUUAUAUGUUUUCGAUUUUCCUGUUGAUACUGGGGGGCUAGCAUUUCCUAAAUCUUUAUAUCAAAUGAUGACAGGAAUAUAUCUUUUGGAAGUCUGUCUUACUGGUCUUUUUUUUUUGGCACGUGAUGAUCAAAAUCAUUUUGCAACUAAAGUUCAAGGAAUUCUUAUGGUUAUUUUAAUCAUUUUCACUGCUUUUUAUCAAUUUAUGCUUCAAAAAAGUUUUAAUCCAUUAAUAAAAUUUUUACCUUUAACUUCAAAGCAUCAAAAUAAUAAUCAAAAUUACUAUGGCAAAUUAUUUGGAUUAUAUUAUUUUAAUGGCGAAAUAGAAAAUACUAAUUGUGAAUCUUCAACAUUGGAUAUAUUAUCAUCUAGAGAAAGAUUUGGAAAUUCUGAUAAUUCUUCUGAUUUUAAUAUGAAUUCUAAAAAACUAUCAACAGAAGAGCGAGAAAAGAUUGUUUCAUCUUUAUUUAAACACAAAGCUUUACAAGCAAAGGUACCUGUGAUAUGGUUGCCGUGUGAUGAGUUAGGAAUAGCAGAAGAUGAAAUGAAGAGGAUGCCAGAUGAAGUAUUAGUAAGUACAGAUUUUGCAAAAGUAGAUAAUAAGGGAAAGUUGUGUUUUGAAUCAAAUCCGCCAGAUUGGGAUCCUUAUAGUAAUUUGGUAUUAUAA